CGCAAGUCGUUUUUUUAUACAAAAGACAAAGAUAUUUUUAAUUGUUUCAAAGACAAUAAAAAAAAAUGUCAAGUAUAGAGGACUUAAUUGGAAAACUAGCUUUAACUACAGUAACAACAGUAUCUAGAAUAGCUUUAAGUCAUGCAACAAAUGCUGCUAUUAAAAAUGUUACUUCUUACAUUACAACUCAAUUACCAAAAAAUAAACCUGAUUCAAAAGAGAUUCGUACUCUUCAACGUCAUCUUGAUCUCAAAAUCAAAAAUCUCAAGCCAACUAUUGACAUUAUUGCUCGAUCUGUAGCAGACGGAAAUAGUGAUCUAGAACCCGCUUUAGAAAUUUGCAAUGACCUCAAAUUAGACUUGGAUACUUUUGCAACAAAUACCUUAACAGAUGCAGAUCAAGUCAAAACGCGUCUCCGUCAACUGAUUGCUAAUGUUGAUGAUGCUAUACCUUCUUUACACUUGGCCUUACGUUCCAUCGAAAAUAAAGUCAAUCAAGCCAUUGAUCCUGCUAAACUCAUUCAGGCAUCCCAUAUCUUAACUGGCCAUGAAGCUGCUACAUUUCGAAUUAAACUCUAUUCACUGUUUUCAGCUAAUUUAAGAUCAUCAGCAAAUAAUUUUACAUGGAAAGAAGAGUUUCAUAAAGCAGAUUUGAUUAUCAAAGAGAAAAAAGGUGAUAGUAAAGGAUAUGAGAUGGUAAUAACAGUGGAUAAAAAUGAUGGUCUAUAUCACGAUGAUGAUGAAGAAGAAACGAAACGUAUUGUAGAUGUAGGGCAUAUUAACCGCAUGUAUUAUACACAGAGUGGACAAUUAUUAAAUAUCGAGGAUGCAAAAUCACCAGUUCUUGUAUUCAAAGUUAGUAAACAAGAUAAUAAUAAUAAUAAAAAGGAAGAUGAAAAAUUAGUUAAAGUAAAAGAUGUUGCACCUGAGAUUAUAAAGGAAGAAUUAAAGGAAGUGGAUUGGUACGCAAUUGGUCUAUGGAUAGAAGAAGAUGAAAGUGAAAGCGAAAGUGAAAGUGAAAGUGAAAGCAACAAAAAAACAAAGUCACCAGAGCCAUUUAGCUUGAAUUUACUCUUAUUAGAAGAUGUCAUUAAAUUAGCUUUACUUGAAAUAACAGAACAAAUCAACCAUAUUUAUGCCUCUGAUGAAUUAAUCACUUUAUACAUGAAGAAUAAAUGAAUAAAACCCGAAUUUCAAUAGUCGUAUGUGCAACUUUCCCACCUUUUAUUUUAAAUAACUUUUAAUAGUCCCCUCUUUCUCGUGACACUAUUGUGAAUUAUAACUACAAAGCAUAGUAUGUACGAUUAUCCAGAAAAAUUGAUCGUAGUCCCUUUACAUAAUAAUGAGAUAUUAUUACCUGCUAUUACUUUACGUCUCUUGAUUCGUGGUAAACAAGCAGCAGAACUCACUAAAGCCUAUUUUAAACAGCAUUCAUCUUCUAUACAGCAAGAUAUUUAUGUUGCUUGUAUUCCUUUAAGA
Messenger RNA from Cokeromyces recurvatus, 1478 nucleotides. Its product is annotated as RanGTP-binding protein-domain-containing protein. NCBI's taxonomy places the organism in Eukaryota, Fungi, Mucoromycota, Mucoromycetes, Mucorales, Mucoraceae. The record is from RefSeq and is a predicted model, not a curated record. Bases 66 to 1178 code for a protein of 370 amino acids. The transcript is spliced from 5 exons. Gene Ontology annotation, cellular component: nucleus; cytoplasm. Gene Ontology annotation, molecular function: GTPase regulator activity.